GGACACCAAAGCAUCAUCUAAGGUGCCCCGGAGACAAAUGCAUUUUUAAUGGGUUACACGAUUUCUAUUUUGGUAUGGGAAAAGAGAGACUUGUCAGCUGGGACUGGUAGCGUAAUGAGUUUUUACUGAUUAAAGAGACGGACCACGGUCCAGCUGUCUGCUGAUGAACUGUGCGAAUCAGACGGAUUCUGGCUUUACAGCGCUCUCUCUGUUAAAAUGGAGUUUGCAGAGAGGAGACGGAGCAGGAAAUCGCAGAGCUUUAAACUGAUAAAUGAUCAAGAUUAUGGUCAUGAAUUUGAUAGUGCAGACCAUAAUGAUACAGACAGCGAACCCCUGGAUGCCUCUGAGAGUGAAGUCUGGCUAGGUGAGGAAGGCAUGGAAAUUAAGAGACAAAUCACAGGCAUGAUGCGGCUGUUGAGUGACAAGGCAGGACGGGUGUACCAACGGGCAACAAGAGAAGGGGAUGCCCUUAAGCAGGAACCCCAGGAAGAGGUUCUCGGCUGGCCUGUGUCUCAGAACCAAGCUCCUGGAGAGCCCCAGAACCCCUGGAGCCCAACUCCACCAGUGUCCCAAUAUGACACUCGCUCUAAAACCCAGAAGAUGCUUAACAACUCCAAAAGCAGAGACUUGGUCCUGCCCCCAGUGCCUGCCACCGUGACAACUGGCUCCACCUGCUGCAUGUGCAACUGCAAGAGCACUCUGCAGGCCAUUCUGCUGGAGUUGCGCACAAUGAGGAAACUGAUGCAGACUCAGCGAGGCUCCCAGGAGAAACAUUGCUCUGUGAGCAGCACCUGCUCCUCCUAUUCCUCUGCUCCCAGGAAGAGAUCUCAUAAGAGGAGGGCAGUUCAUAAAGUGACAGCUUUAACUCCACCCUCUGCAAGGACUGCCACACCCCCAUACCCUCCCCUUAUUUCUGAACGUGUUGAUGAGACAUCCCCUCAAGAAAUGCAGUCUAGAGAGAGGCCUGAACAUUCCCUUUCGGUCACCCACUUAUGUGCCACGACGCCAUCAUCUCUUUACACUCUAAAUAGAGGUCAAAACUCCACUGAGCCGGAGGUGCGGUUAGCGGAGGAUUAUGACGUGUUCAUCCCGAAGGCACAGUUGGAUUCCAUCCUAGUGAACUACACACGCUCAGGCAGUCUUCUCUUCAGGAAGCUGGUGUGUGCCUUCUUCGAUGACACCACACUGGCCAACUCCCUGCCAAAUGGCAAGAGAAAGAGAGGCCUGAAUGACCACCGCAAAGGGCUGGACCAGAACAUAGUGGGAGCCAUCAAAGUGUUCACAGAGAAGUACUGCACGGCAAACAGAAUUGAGAAGCUUCCUGGUCCACGAGACUGGGUUCAGAUCCUUCAAGACCAGAUCAAACUGGCUCGACGACGCUUAAAAAGAGCAGAGACAACUACGGAUUGUGAUGAGAUAUACAACAGGAUACAUACAGAUAAAACAGGUAUGGAUUGCAUACAAGCAGAAAGUCAGGUUGCUAUGGAAAAUACUUAAGAUGGCUUAGUUUUUUGCAAAAAAAAAAAGAAAAAAAGAUGCUCUUCAGAUGAAGUCCUGUUUUCCAUGGAGUUAAUAGGUUUGGACUGCACACAGUAAGAUUUAAAGUAAUUUUAACUGGCCCAAGGUCAGUUUUGGCUACACGCAAGGGCAGAUCAGUCAGAAUAAAAUGGUGGCAUUUUGCUGAUAAGCAAGGACAAGAUGACAUGAUCAAUGCGGACUAAAUGAGCUUGCACAUUUAACAACAGAAACCUCCUAACUCUGAUACACUGUUAAAAAGAAUAUUUUUUAUGUUUCAUUACAGACGCUUCCUGUGCAUUUGGGUGGUUUUAAACUUGUGUGAAUGACAUAGAUUGAUGUAGACGUGAUAGCUAAAUAUAUAAAGUAAUGUGUUUGUACUUCCUUAACCUCAUUCAAGUGCUUCACAAGACCAAGUGGAGCUCUGUUGAGAAAACAGGACUGUGUGCCUUUAUCUCAUGCCAUACUAAGAGGACCCUCUCCAACAA
Molecule: messenger RNA, 2003 nt
Organism: Electrophorus electricus (electric eel)
Lineage: Eukaryota; Metazoa; Chordata; Actinopteri; Gymnotiformes; Gymnotidae
Source: RefSeq, a predicted model, not a curated record